This is a messenger RNA of Hordeum vulgare subsp. vulgare (domesticated barley), 1037 nucleotides long. RefSeq lists its product as uncharacterized. The transcript has a single exon. Lineage: Eukaryota; Viridiplantae; Streptophyta; Magnoliopsida; Poales; Poaceae. The coding region runs from base 120 to 527 and encodes 135 amino acids. The record is from RefSeq and is a predicted model, not a curated record.
AAGAAAAGGAAACACACCGGCCAUAAAACCGGCCCACGCGCCCUAUAAUAUAACAUGAGGCGCCCGCAAAUCUCGCUCACACAUUUCCAGGGUUAGGGUUUGGCGCCGCCGCCGCCGCCAUGUCUCUCCGCGCGAUGUGUCUGCGUGGCUUCGCUGAAGCCCUCGUCCGCCGCGCGCUCGCGCUCCACCCCACCUCGCCCGCCAUCCACGCGCCUCGACGUCAUUUCUGCGAGGGAGAUGCCAUCGCCCGCCUCCAUUCACGUAUGGACCGCUGGGAGAUGACCUCAAUCGAGAGGCACUCGAUCCUCUCCACGGCACUUGGCCGAGCGAACGCGGCGCUCGCCGGCGCUGCCAACACGGCCGCGGAUCGCGCGUCCAAGGACGAUCUGGAUGCUCUGAAAGUUGCCAUGCGCGUUGCCUUCUCUGUUCUCGGCCUGACGGUGGGUGGCGGCGUCGCCGCGGUGUUCGCCUUCCGCUACACGACCGAAAGGGCCACCCGCGAUUGCGCUCAAGUCCUCGUGUCUUAGGAGAUCUCGAAGGUGCGCAUCGACCUGUACAAGGUUCUGGGCGAGGUCCUUAGCCCCGAAGAGAAGAAGAGACUCGCCGACCUAGAGGCGGGGGAGAAAGCUUGUGCAGGAAUCUCCGUGCAGCAGGAUGCGCGGGAGAGGGCCCUGCAGGCCCGGGAGGAGGCCCUCUCCAAGAAGGAUUCGACUUGAUCUCUGCUUUAACUGUGAUUUUGAGAUUUUGUUGUGUCGUGCUAUUUGCCAUGUACCUGUGUUAACUUGCCACUUGCUGAGGGAGGAGAUGAUGAUAUUUUGUUGUGUCGUGCUAUUUGCCAUGUACCUGUGUUAACUUGCCACUUGCUGAGGGAGGAGAUGAUGAUAUUUUGUUGUGUCGUGCUAUUUGCCAUGUACCUGUGUUAACUUGCCACUUGUUGAGGGAGGAGAUGAUGAUAUUUUGUUGUGUCGUGCUAUUUGCCAUGUACCUGUGUUAACUUGCCACUUGCUGAGGGAGGAAAUGAUGAUAUUUUGUUGUGU